AUUAGUGACGCAGGUCCGGGGUUUUGUAUCCCCUUUUUUCGCUCGGAUCAACCAUGCUGCUACGCUCGAAGCAUUCGUCCCUCCACCUGAUGCGUCAAGUGUGGCCGUUCCGUUUUGGUUUUGUCCGACAUGGAUAGUCCUUAUCUGCAGGGGCUUACCGCAGAACGUCUCCGCAGUCUGCAGGCACUGUUUGGGACUGCGAGGAAGCUUCUCUGGUCCGCGACUGGAAACCCCCUAUCAGGCCAUGACCAAAGGCCUUCUACGCACUUUAGCUAACGAGAAUUCACAUCCGCUACUCCAGCACCUCACCAUCAUUGACCCUGAUGCUAUUGACACUGAUACCCUAGCCACUACACUCAUGCGACUUGUUCACACGGAUGUCUACAACAAUUAUAGCCUUGUAGACUGCACUGAGAAUCCUGAAUGGGAACUCCAUCUAGAAAACAGGAUAAUGAUGAUCCCUCGGGUACUUCCCUGCCAUACAAUAAACCGACAACUCUUCACUAGCCAUGGCUUUUCCAGUAUGGAACAUAUCAAUCCCCAUUUGGUUCCCGUCAAGGUUGUUCCUGAUAAGGCGGGACUCACACUAGCCUCAUUACCCCAGCAAAUGCUUCCAGGCCAGACCUUACAUCAGCAGAGCAAGAAUAAAGAUAUCAUUUUUAUUCGGGUUCAUUAUGCCACUCUUUCCACUAUCCAUGUCCAGUCUGCUAGUUAUCUGCAUCUUGUUUUCGGGCGAGACCAGAAGACUCACAUACAUAUUUUAGCACUGUCUGUCUAUCAUGGCUCGGUCAUUUCUACACCAGCAUCCUGGUGCUUAACCGCUCCCAGCUGGCUGGCUGAGGAACAUGAGGCAGCAUUCUUACACGAAGUAGCUACGGCUAUAAUUACCCGUCACCUGGUCAACAAAGCACCAGCCAAUGCUGUUCUUCUAAAUGAUGAAGCUGCCGCAUCUCUUCAACAAUCCAUAGCCAUUAUGGCUUCCACGGAAGGGAUUAAAGUACGCUUUGUUACAAGCACUAAGGUCAGCGGAAGAAGCCCAACCACAAUUAUCAUUCCACCCCGUAGCUCAUCGCGUGCAAUAUCCUGCCUGUUGUCUACUGGAGUAUCGGUUUUCGCCAGUUUCAGAGUUCAGGCAGACGGCACUUUCGCUCGCAUUAAGUCUUUGCUACCUCCCGCAGUAGCGACCUACGGCUUACAUACGUUCUACGGCAACUCUUCAGUCUCAAACCUAGAGGGUAAAGGCAUUUCCUGCUCAGAUAUAUUGGCAACAUCCUGUCUGUUUGCAGAACAGCAAGGAGGCUCGCAGACUACUGUUUCCAUGAUAACUCCCGGUGACAUUUGGUCGGACUCACUCAGCAGCGAUUGCUCCAUCAUUGUCAACUGGUUGCAUUCGCGGCCAGUUUUGGCAUAUCCCCUAUCGACUAGUUCUCUUGUGGACUUGAGUGCCUACAAGACAUAUUUGCUAGUUGGAAUGACCGGUGAUCUCGGACGAUCAGUAUGUCAUUGGAUGAUCAUCCGCGGGGCUCGAUGCUUGGUCCUUACCAGUCGAUCUCCGAGCAUUGCCUUCCAGGUCUGUUGCAUUCAGAUGCCUGUGCCGGACAACUCUGGGGUAUGACAGAGUGUGGAGUUGCCCUUCACCAACGCUACCCUGCCAAUGGCAGACCAGGACAGGGUGACUUGGGAAGUAUUGGACCUAUCACUA
This is a messenger RNA of Aspergillus piperis CBS 112811, 1702 nucleotides long. RefSeq lists its product as uncharacterized. The record is from RefSeq and is a predicted model, not a curated record. The transcript has a single exon. The coding region runs from base 245 to 1615 and encodes 456 amino acids. NCBI's taxonomy places the organism in Eukaryota, Fungi, Ascomycota, Eurotiomycetes, Eurotiales, Aspergillaceae.